UUUUUUUUUUUUUAGCGUGUGUGUAUGUGUGUGUGUGUUAGGUUGUCCCUCCCUGCCGUGUAUUUAUCUGACAUGUUUUUCCAUCAACACUGACACCGUAUAUUUUAAUUCCCACCGACUGAGCGUUGGAAAAAUAAGACGGCGGGUCGAUGUCCAAAGACAACCGCCACGAUGGACGGCGGCGCGGAGCCGGACAGCACCGCCUCGGCCCGAGAGUUAGUCAAGGUGGGGACGGGAGGGAGAGGUCUGGUAGCAACAGUUCUGGCUCCUCGCAUGGAGGGGGCAAAAGCAAGAAUGCAACCAUAUCCGCUUUGAAGGCAUCUUUCCAGCGCUCCAACAGCCUGGACAAAGUGCGCAAGAUAGUUGCUGAAGAGGGCCGUGCUGCUCGAAACCUCAUUGCCUGGAGUGUACCUCUAGAGAACAAGGAGGAGGAAGCAAAGUCCAAAAGCAACUCUGGUGGCGGUUCAAGAGCUCAGAGGAUAAAUUCUGGUCAACAAAGGAAUAAAAAACAGAAUGCUGGUCUGGAAAUUAAAAGCACAGCUGGUGCCUUACUGGACAAGGGGCCGGAAAAAAGCCCCACCAAAACCAGGCAGCCCCGCAAAGUAGACCUGCGUGCACGCUACUGGGCUUUCCUCUUUGACAACCUGCGCCGAGCUGUGGACGAGAUUUACGUUACCUGUGAAUCUGAUCAGAGCGUCGUAGAAUGCAGGGAGGUGUUGAUGAUGUUGGACAACUAUGUCCGGGAUUUCAAAGCUCUCAUAGACUGGAUCCAGCUUCAGGAGAAGUUGGAGAAAACGGACGCCCAGAACAGGCCCACAUCUUUAGCCUGGGAGGUACGUAAGAUGUCUCCAGGACGUCAUGUGAUUCAGCCAUCAGCCGACCGCAUGGUUCCUUCUCCAGGCGCCCGCCGCACCCUCACCUUUGGCGGCCCCCCACCUACACUUGCUGCAGCCAGGCUCUCCCACUCAGGCCCCAGCUGGGCAGACAGAGUCAAGUGCACUCAGUCGGCCAUGAGCUCCACCCAAUCGACCAGCUCCCCUGUAGAAAAACUGGGUAAAAAAGAUGCAGAAGGCUGGGAGACGGUCCAGCGAGGAAGAACUGCCAAACCUCGCUCUGCCAUGGUUGCCAAAAAGGAGCAACAAAUCCGUCCUGAGUGUCAGUCGGAAAAGGACACAACCCAAAUGAACACUCAGCAGCAAGCCCCUGUGGAGCCUGACCCACCAGAGAAGGUUGAGAGUCCAGAGAACCAACACAUAAUUGAGCCCCCAGCAGAGAGUGUACAAGACUCGGGGCAGUGUGUCAACGCACCCUGCGAAGACGCGCCUCCCCCAAUACCGGCUCUAUCCCCUUCCCAAGCCCCAGAGCUGACCCCGUCCUCCGCCUCAGACCCACCAACAGACAUUACCUUAUCAGUCCCGGUCCCUGCUCUGUCCCUCUCCCCAUCCCCAGACCUUCCCCAGACGGAGGGGCUCAGUGCACUGUUGGCCUUGGGGGACAGUGGGGCUGAGGGGGGCGCGUCGCAGGGCAUGGCCACAUCUGCUCCAGGACAGGCUGAGACUCCCAUGGCAGCGAUGAAACUGGAGAGUGUGCUGGACCCCACAGAGCUUUCUACUCCCCAGUCCAUGGCAGAAGUCCUGGCCAAGAAAGAGGAGCUCGCCGACCGACUGGAGAAGGCCAACGAGGAAGCCAUUGCCAGUGCCAUUGCUGAGGAGGAGCAGCUGACCAGAGAGAUCCAGGCUGAGAACAACGACCUGGACACUGACAACGAGAGCGACUUCUCUGCUAGCAUUGGCAACGGAGGUUGUGGAGCGAACAUUGAUUGGACAGACGUGCUGGCAGACUAUGAUGCCCGCGAGCCAUGGCGUCAGAGCACGUCGUGGGGCGACAUAGUAGAAGAAGAACCUGCUAGGCCUCCGGGUCAUGGGAUACACAUGCACGAGAAACUGUCCUCACCAUCACGCAAAAGAACCAUUGCCGAGUCAAAGAAGAAACAUGAGGAGAAACAGCUGAAGGCGCAGCAGCUGAGGGACAAACUCCGCGAGGAAAAGACGCUCAAACUGCAGAAGCUCUUGGAGAGAGAGAAGGAGGUGAGGAAAUGGAAGGAGGAGCUGUUGGAGCAGCGUCGUAAGAUGAUGGAGGAAAAGCUGUUACAUGCGGAGUUUAAGCGAGAGCUGCAGCUGCAGGCGAUUGUGAAGAAGGCCCAAGAAGAAGAGGCAAAGGUAAAUGAAAUUGCAUUCAUCAACACUUUGGAAGCCCAGAACAAGAGGCACGAUGCCCUGGCGAAGCUGAAUGAGUACGAGCAGCGCCUGAACGAGCUACAGGAAGACAGGCAGAGGAGGCAGGAGGAGAAGCAGGCCAGAGAUGAGGCUGUGCAGGAGCGUAAACGGGUGCUGGAAGCUGAGCGGCAGGCACGGUUGGAGGAGCUGCUGGUGCGGAGGAAAGAGCAGGAGGCUCGUAUUGAACAGCAGAGACAAGAAAAAGAGAAAGCUAGAGAAGAUGCAGCACGGGAGAGAGCCAGAGAUCGGGAAGAACGUCUGGCUGCUCUUAGUGCUGCUCAACAGGAGGCUAUGGAGGAGCUGCAGAAGAAAAUCCAGAUGAAGCAUGACGAGAGCAGCCGAAGGCAUAUGGAGCAAAUUGAGCAGAGGAAGGAGAAGGCUGCUGAACUCAGCAGUGGCCGACAUGCUAACACGGACUACGCCCCAAAACUGACACCUUAUGAGCGCAAGAAACAGUGCUCCCUGUGCUGUGUCGUGAUCACUACGGAGGUGCACCUGUUCAGCCACACCAAGGGCAAGAGGCACCAACAGGCCGUGCGAGACAGUAGUAGCAUCCAAGGACGGGAGCUCUCUGAUGAGGAAGUGGAGCAUCUUUCCUUAAAGAAAUACAUAGUGGAUAUAGUGACGGACAGCUCUGUGUCUUCUGAGAGCAUGAAGGAUGGAGAGGAGAGGCAGAAGGCGAGGAAGAAGGCAAAGAAGCUCCGUGCCAGGAUGAACUCCAGGGCAAAGGAAUAUGAGACAUCAAUGGAGGCUAAGACACAGGUCCCUGAAUCGCCAUACAAAGCCAAGUUGCAGCGCCUGGUGAAGGACCUGUUGAAGCAGCUCCAAGGCCAGGACAGUGGCCAGUGGGCAAACAACAAGGUGUCUGGUCUGGACAGAACUCUGGGCGAGAUCUCACGCAUCUUAGAGAAACAGAACAAUGCAGACCAAGUGGCCUUCCAAGUGGGCGGCGGCCUGUCUGCGCUGGAACAAAUUCUGCAGGUCAUCACUGCUGCCUCCACGCCCACUUCAGUUCCUCGUAUCCCUCACAAAUCCCUGUGUGCUGCUGUAAAUAUCUACUUCCUGGCGUGUUCCUGCUGCCCCCUCAACUGCUCCUAUGUGCUGUUUAGCAACAAGAUAGCACUCCUCAUGGACCUGCUGCUGCAUCAGCUAACACUAUAUGUUCCAGAAGAGGAUAAAUCCAUUUGUGGCCGUAGUUUGAACAAACAAGUCUUUGAGGGUCUAACCACCGGUCUGCUGCAGACCAUUGCUACCGUCCUGGGAUCUCUGUGGCCACAUAUCCCAGAGUCUGGACAAAACGAAAAGUGGAUUUCCUCCCCAGAUGCCAAGGUCAAGAGCUCUGCCACUGAGUCCUUCAACACUCGCACACAAGACCUCAUCAGCUACGUAGUAAACAUGGGUUUGAUCCACAAGCUGUACGGCUGCUUCUUGUCGGUCCAGGGCCCCGUAGACGAGCAUCCGAAGAUGUCUGCGUUCCUCCAUCAAGCCUCCACUCUGCUGCACAGCAUGUGCAAGCUGUGUUUUGUGGUAACCGGACGUGCUCCCAGUAUAUUUGACAAUAAACGCCAGGACCCGUCUGGACUGACGGCCCUGCUGCAGUCCACAGACCUGGUGGGAGUUGUGCACACCCUGUAUUGCAUCCUGCUGCACAGUUUUGCACCAGAGUCUUCUUCCCAGAGUCAGGAGCCCUACGGCCCCGGGGUCAUCCAGGUGGCUUUGCAAGGCAUCCGCUUCCUCAACAAUUUUGCUCUCCUUGACCUCUCCGCCUUCCAGUGUGUCCUAGGAGCUGAAGGGCUGUCUCUAGCUUUCCGACACAUCGUCAGCUCUCUGCUCUGGUACUGUACCCAGCAUUCCUCCGAUGAGCUGCUGCACGAAGUCAUCAUCUGUGUGGGCUAUUUCACUGUUAACCACCCUGACAACCAGGUGAUAGUGCAGUCUGGCCGCCAGCCGAGCGUGCUGCAGAAACUCUGUCAGCUGCCCUUCCAGUACUUCAGCCACCCGCGCCUCAUCAGAGUGCUCUUCCCCUCCCUCAUCUCGGCGUGCUACAACAACUCCCAAAACAAAGUCAUCCUGCAGCAGGAGAUGAGCUGUGUGCUGCUGGCUACAUUCAUACAGGACUGUGCGGCAAAUGAGAAAGACAACAAAAUAAAGCAAACAGUUUCCCAGCCGCUGGAUUUCUGCGAGUUGUCUAACCGCUUUCCAAGAGACCAGUGGGACUCAGCGCUGCAGUUUUUUCUAAAGAAACAAGAGGAGUGAUGAAGUUGCACACUGUCCUGAAAACUUCACGAGGACAAAACAAACACUACAAGAGACUGAGUUGAGGAGUUUUUGGGGGUAUUUGUAUUUUGUUCCUUACUGUAAGUCAGCACACUAUAAAUCAAUCUUCAAAUGAUAUCAACUGUUAAGAUGGUGAAGCCUUAUCCUAUGUUUGUUUUGAUUUCAUGGAAAUCCGAAUGUUGUUUUUCGAGAAAUUUGCACAAAAUGUCUUGUUUUUACGUUACAGUUAGAAGACGCACAACGAUUCCAUUUAAUGUCUAAACAAGCCAUUUGUUUCUUUUCUUAUUCCUGUUGUAGUUAAAAACUGAUCCUGAUUUAAAACAGUGAUGUUCUAAACCUGUAACAUUUACUUAUACUGUUAUUUAUACGUUGCCAAGCAUUUCAUAAAUACUGUUUAUAUUAAUUUAUUGCAUUUCUUUCUUUUGAAUAUGAAACUAGAACGUUGUCACUAGUUUAGUAAAGAGCCAGUUUUAAGUUUCAUGACCUGCCUUGAUGCAACGACAAGUUAACAGUUGUUUUUUUUUUCAAGUUCACUCCUUUGUAUUUUUUCCUCUGUUAGAAGGUAUUUACAAAUUAAUAUAAUUUAUUGACUUAUUUACCUUUUGUUGUGAAAUAAAAUACCUAUGUUAACGUGUUAUUGGAAA
Messenger RNA from Labrus bergylta (ballan wrasse), 5197 nucleotides. Lineage: Eukaryota; Metazoa; Chordata; Actinopteri; Labriformes; Labridae. The record is from RefSeq and is a predicted model, not a curated record.